Messenger RNA from Aureobasidium pullulans EXF-150, 1602 nucleotides. RefSeq lists its product as uncharacterized. Bases 1 to 1602 code for a protein of 533 amino acids. The record is from RefSeq and is a predicted model, not a curated record. The transcript has 4 exons. Lineage: Eukaryota; Fungi; Ascomycota; Dothideomycetes; Dothideales; Saccotheciaceae.
AUGCCAAAAUCUUCGAUUAUCGCCACUACCUCGAACAAGCUGCGUUUACGGAUCGGGUGGCAGGUCUGCAGCGAGCUAGCGCCGAUAUGUCGAUCGAGACCAGACCUCAAGAUCAUUGCGCAGGAGCUCAUCCUUCUGGCCCUUGGCCACCGAUCCCCUGCCUCCUACCAGCGCACCGUCCAAGACAGCACAGUCACCGGGGCCGGACUCACACUGGUAACUGAAGAGGUCGAAGGACUCAAGACCAGUGACAGCACCUGGCGAUGCAGGGAAUUCGCGUACUACAAGUGGUUGCAAGAGCUGAGGGUCGCCGGUUGCGAAUACGUUGAUCUUGCGCAGGUCAAGCGCACACGUACAGUGUUCGCUCAAUUCCAGGGGCCAAAGACCAGGGCACAUGUCUUGGAGUGGGCUAAGUUCUUCAAGCCAUUCGCAGGCCUACUGGCCAAGCGCGCCCUCGGCGACCACACUGGCAAGGCAGAACACGGCAUCAUCUCGAGAGACGCCAGAGGCUUUCAGCCCAUCAACGAAUGGCACAACUACAAUUCGUUUUGGAGAAGCGUGGGAGACUCGGCGAGGUUCAACACCACACACGUCCAGCUGGAUCGUGGAUGGUUGCCGCGCGCCAACAUCCAGCUGGAGCACGGAUUCGAAGGGGUGGCAUCGGAGAAUGCAGUUUGGUCUAUAUGGCCUAGAUGGAUAGAAGGUGCUCUUGUCCUGUGUGCCUCCGUACAUCUCCCGGCACAUUCGUUUGUCGGAAUUCUGCCUGGCAGACCUGGCUUCAUCGCAGAGGAAGUCCCUGCCGGCGUCGUCGAAGGCCCUGAGCCUGGCCUCUACAUGGAGCUUGGUAGCAGAGUCGGUCUGCUCAGUACGAUUUCACGCACCAAGACAUAUGCCGAAGGCAAUGUGAUUGUCACAUGGGAGCCAUACGCCGAUGAGAUGUCGUCAGGACACACUUGCUUCCACCUUGUGCUUUUCACGUAUCGCGCCAUCGAGCUCUGCCUUCCAUCAUCACCCACCUCCGGCCCUGGGCCAAAGCCUUCUACGGCCAUACCAGAGAUCGAAGUAGUCAAUCUGGACGACGAGUCUGAUGAUUCGGAGGGCCAGGUGGCUCCGCCUCAUGCUGGGAUCGAGGUUAUCACCUUGGCCGACGACUCAGACGAAGUGGGCACUCUCGAUGGCAACUCGCAAAAUUCGCAGAGCCCACCUCGUAGGCAACAACCUGUCCCCGCCCAGCGAGCCAUCUUCGGAGAAGAAAGUCCAAGCCGAAGCCCUUCACCCCACCGCGUUGCUCUAGCAGUUAGCAGAACAGGUUCCGCAAUGAGUGGCAUUCUACACAAUGGGAGCAGGAGUAGUUCUGUCGUUAGCGGUAGCAGAAGGGGCUCAGUCAUGAGCGACGUCGACUACCACGGCAUAUUCCCAGGUUCCAGCUUGUUCUACACCGGAACCACCCCUUCGCCUACAAAGGAUGAGCAUCAACACGUUGAGUUGGUCGACGAGGAUGUUCUGGGUCCUGAUGACCCCAUCCCUACGCCUCCCCGUGUGCUAAAUUCUGUCAUUUCUAGCCAUCUCCCACAGCCAUGCCCGGAGUUAUUUGGACUGUAG